UGCGGGAAGAGCAGCGCGGAGCAGUCUGGGAAAUGUAGUUUUUUUUUUUUUUUUAACCAAGCUAUAGAUUCGUAGCGGGAACCGAGGUUCCGGGAGGGGCAGAGACGCUUGAAAAGAGAGUGCUGCCCUGGAACUAUGGGAAGAAGGCUGUUCUCUAAGAUCCGGAAGUCCCCCUGGGGCUCCUCCGAACGGGAUUCAGACAGCCUUUUAACUGGUAGUUGGAGCACAGGAAGAGUUUGUUUAUUGAAUGUUUUACCCAUUUUGGAUUGAGUUAGCGCCUGAGGAUAAUCCUGUGAAUUGUAUGCUGCGACGGAAACCAACGCGUCUGGAGCUAAAACUUGAUGACAUUGAAGAGUUUGAGAAUAUUCGCAAGGACCUAGAGACCCGCAAGAAACAGAAAGAAGAUGUGGAUGUUGUAGGAGGCAAUGAUGGAGAAGGAGCCAUUGGGCUUGGCAGUGACCCUAAGAGCCGGGAACAAAUGAUUAAUGAUCGGAUUGGUUAUAAACCCCAACCCAAACCAAACAAUCGCUCAUCUCAAUUUGGAAAUUUUGAAUUUUAAAGAUGGAUUCCAUUGCAUGACAGAGCCCUGGAAUGGAAUAAAAUGAUGGCAAAAAUACAAACUAGAUUUAGAGAAUUGAGUACAUACAGUGAAGCAGAUUAUUUUACCUCCUGCAGAGAAAGAUAAAUUCUGCAUGAAAUUAUUGGUAUUCACCUUUUCACACUAAGCUGGAAUCUGAACUCUGGUCUCUGGAAAACUUUACUGUGUAAAACAUCUGAUUUUUGUUUUUAAAAAUAAAUAUAUUUUUGGAAAAUAUGAGACAUCGUUAAUGAAGCAAAGUAGCACUGCUAAGUCCUGGGCUUUGAAAGAUAACCUUUUGGGGGUUGAACUCAGGACCUUGCGCUUGCCUGGCCAGUGCUUAUGCUGAAAGGUAACUUCUAUAAAAGUUAAUAUUGUUCCUCAUGUCUUUACUAAAAGAUUCUAAGUACAGAACGUUCUGGUUGGUUCUUGCCAACUUCAUUUAACCCCAUUUAUUCAAGGUUUUGAGUGGCUUCCAUGCCCAGUCUGCAAAGAUCUCUGGCCUUGUGGCUGUUAGAUCUAUUGAUUUUGUAUAAAUCUGAUCAAGUUGUAAGGGCCUGAUCUGUGUUCCUGAAUGGCUUUGUAACUACUGUGAUUAUAAUAUUGGGAGAUGGAAUAUUAGGCAGAACUGAGGAACUCUCCUGACAGUG
Octodon degus (degu) is the source of this 1227-nucleotide messenger RNA. It is a transcript of the gene Cdc26, whose product is annotated as cell division cycle 26. Gene Ontology annotation, cellular component: anaphase-promoting complex. The coding region runs from base 248 to 559 and encodes 103 amino acids. The transcript is spliced from 5 exons. The record is from RefSeq and is a predicted model, not a curated record. Lineage: Eukaryota; Metazoa; Chordata; Mammalia; Rodentia; Octodontidae. Gene Ontology annotation, biological process: anaphase-promoting complex-dependent catabolic process; regulation of mitotic cell cycle; protein K11-linked ubiquitination.